AAACCCUUGGUCAUUCACAUGAUGUACAUGUAGAUUGUGAGAUCGUACGUUUACAUACGUGCCCCGACCCCCGUGCCGGUAGUGUGUGACCGUGAUUGCUACUCUUAUUCAGUCCCUUAUUCCAUAAAGAUGUCUUUUCACAAGAACUUGGAGCACAGAUAUGUUCCAGUUCCAGAGGACAAGCGAAUACAGACAUUACCCUUCCUGCUUGCGUGUACAGAUUCUAUUCUGCCUUUACUUGAUAUGCUCGGACCAAAUGCCUUUGCCUUUGUCAAAUCAGAUGUCAAUGGAAACAUUAAGAAAGUGAGGAAACGAUAUGAUGAAGGUCCAGAGAUAUACAGCACAUUAGCAGAUAUUAUUGAAGAAGAAGUCAAAAACGAUAGAGGUUUCAAGAGCAACUCAGCAACUGAGGCACUGCUAUGGCUCAACAGAGGGCUAAAUUUUGUGUGCAAAAUUUUGAAGAACCUUAUAGAUGGUAAUGUGAAAGACAACAGUGUCAUUCCUGCGCUGUCUGCAGCAUACAAAGCCACACUAGAAGUCUACCAUAACUGGCUUGUCAAGAAAACUGUGGGGGUUGCGUUCCAUGCGGCUCCCUACUACAGUGACCUCAUGCAGAAACUGGCCAAUGGGGAAUCAGAAGAGGUGGUGCUGAACGAUAUACGUGAAUACCAGACGUGCUUACAAGACCAGGUCGACACUAUAGAGGAGUUGUUUGUAGCCAAUGGGCUGGACCCAAAGAAAUAAUUUUUUCAUUCUGAAGAACCCCAUAAUGUCCGAUCUAAGUCAUGUAAGUGUUCAUGAAAUGAGUGUUUCACUGAAGCUUUUAUGCAGACACACUGUACGCUUACGGCUGACUUGUGUGAAAGCAACACACACUGUUUUUAAAUCCCUUGUUUUUUUUAAAUCCAUGUUUUACCUUUAAUUUUUUACUGUUUGCAACACCCAUGCUGUAUCCUGACGCCGAGGGCGCUGUUUCUGUGAUGUCACUGAGUAAAGUUGUAGCAUUUUCUGUAGCUGCUACAGGUAUCUGCCAAGUAACAGAACUUAUCAUGACUAACUUGGGCACAACAGCUCACAUGAAUAUGCCAGAUUGCUCAUUCCGUCAAAAUAAAAGUCGCUGUGAUUGUUCGUGAUUGUGACAUGUCCGAGCCAUUGUGUGCACAUGACGUGCCCACAUGUUGUCCCUCAUUGGCAGGCUAUUAAAGCCUUUAAUAAGGUGACAUCGGUUUAUACUUAAAUGUGUUCGUCGAUUUGUGCUAGACCCAAAGCAAUAUUUGAAGUUUGUUCGGAAAGUUUUAAAAUGAAGAUAAAAAUUGUACAUGCUUUUUAUUAGUGCUGCCAAAAUGUUGAGGUUGAAUACUUGGGUGGGUAAUAUCAAUGGGGAAAAGGGAAAAAAUUUUUUAAAAUGACAGCGUUGCAAAAUUGACUGAAAAAUUUCAAAGCUGUUUUAUGGGGGUUUAUUAGAACGAAGCGUCAAGCAUUCUUCAAAACAGUAUUCAUUGGUGUUUUUUUUUACCAGGAAUUGAACAAUUUUGCAACAAAGAGUUGAAUAAUUCUUAAGGGAAGUUUUGAGUGGUUCUGUUUGGACUCGGAUGUGUUCACUCUUUUGGGUUUCAAUUGUUAGUAUUGCUUUGUGUGAGGUAUGAGAUGUAAGGUUUUGCAAGCUAGGUGUGGCAAAGGUGACAGAGAUAAAUGUACAGUGUUGCAUGUGAUUCCUCGUUUACAUGUAUUGCAAUAUCAGAUACAGAUGUGGAUGGCACAUCACAUUUUUACUUGCAUGUUAAAUUUUUUUAAAAUGUGAUUGCUAACAUGUGUAUGACCCACCAUUUCAAAACCAGACUGAAAUGGGUAAUUGUGAUGUUUGACGAUUCCUCUCCCCAUCUUUCUUUUUACACUUCAAAGUCAUCCAUGUACAUGUAAAGUCUCAAUUCUUUCUGCAGAAAGUGUUACAUGGGGAAUGGUAGUUGUGGAACUGCCAUGAAAAUGUGAAGUGAAAAUUCCACUACUUCGGGGAUAUGAAGUUACCUAUUUCAGCCUGGUUUUGGGACCGGUGGGUCACAUCUUUUUCCCUCUCCAGAACUUGCGUUUUAAUCAUGUUAAAAGCCAAAUUUUACCCAUAAAAUUUAAAUAAACUGUUUUUAGGUAAAAAUCAGGGAGAGUUUUUUAGCCAGGACUAUAAAUUCUGAAAUUCAUAUCUUCUGAGACAGGAACAGUUAACAUUUGUAUUUUUUUCUUUAAUAAUAAUUUAUACAUGUACAUGUCAUUGUGUUAUGCAUAAGGAUUGAUCCAUCAUUGACAUAACCAUGACGUAACUGACUACACAUUAAGUAACCCCAAUCACCCAUAAUCCAAAUGUGACCCAAUCUGACGUGUCACCCGUCACCCCAGCCACUUUGAGUUUAAGCCUUUUUAAAGAAUCGUGUACUAUGUAAAUCUGCGUGAACUCUCAUCUUUUUUUCACAAACGACGUCCACUCACCAGGACGCCCAACUGAGUGAUGCUGCAACAUGAAGAGCCCUGUUUGCUUUACAAGUCAUUUAUUAAAGUCUAGGACCACCAAUACAAAAUGCAUUAACCUGAAGAAAAACCAAACUUAAACCAAUCAAUCAUGCCAACUGAUGUUUAUUUUCAAUGUGUACUUAGUACAGUGUACAUUAAUAUGGUUAAACAGCUAUUUGACUACAUUUCCAUAAUUUGACAUGUUAAAAGUCUAAUAUAUAGUAUGCCCUCCUUUAUUUCUGAUUACUUAGACUGGCCUUUUUUUAACCCAUGCCACACAAGACCUGCCUUUGCAACAAAGUUCAUGCAAAAGGGCUCACAGCACUACUCUGGUAUAGUCACCACUGUAGAAAAACAUUGUUUGUAAUCAUUCAAUGAAAUAAUGUAAGGCUGGGCCAGGGACAGAAAUACCAAGCAAAUUCCAGGUGGUCUUAAACUUUUCCAAAUGACAGUAUUUAGAUGCAAUGUAAAGCUACAUUACUGAAAAACUUACUUUAAUGCUAAAUAUGUCACCAUUUCAAAAACAUUGUAAAUUUCAUGUUUACCCCAUGUGACCCCAAAAUGAAUAAAAAGAUGCUGCGUUUCCCCGCCCACAAAAAAUCCCGUUUUGGCUGUUCGCACUCCCAGGUUGAUUGGAUAACAUCAUCGCAAGAAUGCUGACAUGUACAUUACGCACAGUACACGCAGUCUAGCAUAGCACGCUUGCAGUAGACCACAUUGUGUUUGAUGUAGCUUGGCCCACUGGCAAACACUGUCUCAGUUCAAGAAAUACACUGUAAGAAGUGUGUCUUUU
This is a messenger RNA of Acanthaster planci (crown-of-thorns starfish), 3292 nucleotides long. RefSeq names its product glycolipid transfer protein-like. The record is from RefSeq and is a predicted model, not a curated record. NCBI's taxonomy places the organism in Eukaryota, Metazoa, Echinodermata, Asteroidea, Valvatida, Acanthasteridae. Gene Ontology annotation, biological process: intermembrane lipid transfer; ceramide transport. Gene Ontology annotation, molecular function: ceramide 1-phosphate binding; ceramide 1-phosphate transfer activity. Gene Ontology annotation, cellular component: cytosol; membrane; cytoplasm.